Molecule: messenger RNA, 6074 nt
Organism: Puntigrus tetrazona (Sumatra barb)
Lineage: Eukaryota; Metazoa; Chordata; Actinopteri; Cypriniformes; Cyprinidae
Gene: osbpl6
Product: oxysterol binding protein-like 6
Exons: 24
Coding region: 395-3163 (922 amino acids)
Cellular component (GO): cytosol; perinuclear endoplasmic reticulum; plasma membrane
Molecular function (GO): cholesterol binding
Source: RefSeq, a predicted model, not a curated record
UCCGGACUUUACCGCAGACCGCAGUCACCGUUACCGCAGCAUCCGUCUAAACUGCCUUCAAAUCCAGCCGUACACAGCACUUUUCCUCACUUUCUUCACCUAAUACACCAAACCUUGACGUUCUCCUCCAACACGCCAGUGGUUACCCGCGGGGACCGACCGCUGGACCGAGCGGGAUAAAGCCCUUUCUCUGCGACCAACGGCUUCGCUAUUUCUCAGCAUCGGGUUUCUGCGCCAAGAAAUGAUGUGGACACGAACCGCUGGUGAAAGUGCUCAAUAGUUUGGCUGCGCAAGGAUUCACUGGUCAUGCUUUGCUUCGGAGGGACAAGAAGAGACGCUAAAUAAGAAAGGACGAGAGAUUUGAGAGACGAGAAGUUAGAUAGCAGCCGUUAUCAUGUCUCGCCAUCAAAGCCGAGCCACCAGCCUGGAGGAGAAGGGAGCCACGCCCAUCCACAAGAGCUCCACCCCCUCACACAAGAGCUCCACCCCCACUCACAAGAGCGCCUCCUCUUCCUCUUCAUCUCAGAGAGACAGUCGACAGGAGACGGAUAGUUGGGAAAUCAUCGAGGGACUAAGGAUUGGACAAACUCAUGUGCAGAGGCCAGAGAAACACGAAGGCUUCAUGCUGAAGAAGAGGAAAUGGCCUCUGAAGGGCUGGCACAAGCGGUUUUUCGUUUUAGAUAACGGGAUCCUGAAGUACUCCAAAUCUCCUGUAGAUAUUCAGAAAGGAAAGCUUCAUGGCAGUAUAGAUGUGGGUCUGUCUGUGAUGUCUAUCAAGAAAAGAGCUCGCCGUAUAGAUCUGGACACAGAAGAGCACAUUUACCAUCUGAAGGUGAAGUCUCCAGAUGUUUUUGACAUCUGGGUGUGCAAGCUGCGCCACCAUCGUUUGUUCCGUCAGAACGAGAUUGUUCGCUCUCCUCGGGAUGCCACGUUACGGACCUUCCCUCCGUCUGCCAGCGCAGAGUCACCCCAGAACACCCCUUCCAGCGCGCACCAAAACAAGCAGGGUAAACCCAGUAGUCUGCCCUGGCAGCUGCCACCAUCCUGUAGUAAUGGACAGAGUAAAGUGGCAGCCUGGUUAAAAGAGUCAGAGGAGAUGGAUAAAUGUGCAGAAGAACUUGCCUACUGCCAGUCUAGUCUUUUAGAAUUGAGCCAACUGCUGCAAAGUCUAGAGAUCUUACAAAGGACACAGUCAGCUCCUAACUUCACCGACAUGCAGAGUAACUGUGUAGAUUUGACAAAGAAAGAAAAGCGAGGCAGCAGAAGAUGGAGGACUAAAAGUGUCAGCAAAGAUGCAAAAUUGCAACAGCAGGUCCAGUCACUACCCCAGUCACACAGUGCUAAAGUUCCCCUGAGUGCAAGUAUGUCUCAAGUGCGUCUCCACUCCUCUAAUCCUAACCUAUGUGCGGAGCUGGCUGAUUUUCAAACCCCGGUCACACGUCUGACUGACAGUAUUGACAGCGCCAGCGACUACAUCAAACUGCAGGAAGAUUUCUGCAUAAUUGCACAAAAAGUGCACUCUCUUCUGAAGUCCGCCUUCAACACUGUGGCCAUAGAGAAAGAGAAGAUUAAACAGGUGUUGUUGGAACAGGAGCAGACCGGCCAAUCAAAUCAGAUUGUAACCCUCCGCCGCUCCCUAUCACAGGCCUUGUCCCAGAAUGCUGAGCUGAAGACCCGUCUGAACCGGAUCCACUCCGAGUCGGUUCUGUCCGAUCAGGUCGUCAGUGUGAACAUCAUCAGCAGUCCUGACGAGGCUGGCGAUCCGCUCCACGCGGGCAUCCCUCUCUCUCAGCAGGUGUCCAAUGAGAGCAGGCUCUCCAUGUCAGAGUCUGUGUCGGAGUUCUUCGAUGCUCAAGAGGUGCUUCUGUCCGCCAGUUCAUCAGAGAAUGAGGCCUCUGAUGACGAGUCUUACGUCAGCGAUGUGAGCGAUAACAUUUCAGAGGACAACGCCAGCGUCACAGAUAACGUUUCCAGACAGAUGCCUAAUGGGGAUCUGGCCAGUGGUGCGUUUCGUAACGGCAGACGUACGUGUCUCCCUGCUCCCGCGCCUGACACUUCCAACAUUAACCUCUGGAACAUCCUGAAGAACAACAUCGGGAAAGACCUGUCGAAAGUGUCCAUGCCAGUGGAGCUGAACGAGCCCCUGAACACACUGCAGCACAUGUGUGAGGAGCUGGAGUACACAGAGCUCCUGGAUAAAGCAGCUCAAACCGACGACCCCUAUGAACGCAUGGCAAUCGUUGCAGCGUUUGCAGUUUCAGGAUACUCCUCCACUUAUUACAGAGCGGGCAGUAAACCCUUUAACCCCCUUCUGGGGGAAACAUAUGAAUGUAUCCGUGAGGACAAAGGAUUCUGCUUCUUUUCUGAACAGGUGAGCCAUCAUCCGCCCAUCUCCGCUUGUCACUGUGAGUCACAGAACUUCACCUUCUGGCAAGACGUCAGAUGGAAGAAUAAGUUUUGGGGGAAAUCUAUGGAGAUUCUUCCCAUCGGAACAGUGAAUGUCAUGCUGCCCAGUUAUGGUGAUCACUAUGAGUGGAACAAGGUGACGACGUGCAUCCACAACAUUCUGAGCGGGAGGCGAUGGAUCGAACAUUACGGCGAGGUCACGAUCAGAAACACCCGCAACACUACGUGCAUCUGCAAGCUCACCUUUGUUAAGGGAAACUACUGGAGCUCGAAUGUGAAUGAGGUGCAAGGAUCAGUGAUGGACCAGGAGGGAAAAGUCAUUCACAGGCUGUUUGGGAAAUGGCAUGAGGGUCUAUACUGUGGAGUCCCACCUUCAGCCAAAUGCAUCUGGAGACCAGGGUCUAUGCCUACAGAUUAUGAGCUGUACUACGGCUUCAGCAGGUUUGCUAUAGAGCUCAAUGAGCUCUGCCCUGAGCUGAAGGAGCUGCUGCCACCAACAGAUGCUCGAUUCAGGCCGGACCAGAGGUAUCUGGAGGAAGGAAAUGUCCAGAUGGCAUCAGCUGAGAAACAAAGAAUAGAAGAGCAGCAGAGAAACAGGAGGAAGUGGCUGGAGGAGAACAACAUCAAAUACCAGCCGCGAUUCUUUAAGAAGGUUAUGGACAGCAACCAGAGGGAGAGAUGGGUGUCUAACAACACAUACUGGGAACUGCGCAAGGACCCUGGCUUCCUCAAACUAGAAAACCCUCAGCUGUGGUAGAUCCAGAUACCUGCGCUGAUGACGCCUUCACUGCUGACUGCAGAUGCUUACUAUGCAGAACAGGAGCAGCCUGGGACUUCCCUCUAGAUUUGGAUUUUAUCUCCAGAAGCGGACUGAAGAAAAAAAAAGAAAAGAAACGAACACUCUCUCCUCAUCACUUCGGCAGGCUCCGCCUCCAUAGCCUCCCUCUCCAUAGUAACAGAGAGACGGCGCUGUUGUCAGGGCAGAAGUGAGAGCCGUAGAGCUGUCCACAUGAAGCCGGACGCGCUUCCUGUGAAGUCUUUGCCUUAAGAAGUCGCUUCUCAACAACACCGUUUUACGCUUUUAGUGAAAUUCCCUCAACUUCUAGGUUUAGAUGGACCGAAUUUGCUCUUGGUUACAUUCUGCAUGUGUAGAUGGCAGCUUUCAUCGGCAAUAUGCUACACGAACCCAUCGAUUUAGACAGUUUUAGUGGUAUUUUUGUAAACGAACGAAGGAAGGGAACUGCUUCGGCAGCCGACUCAAUCUGUCCCUCCUCACGUGAUGGUUUUAUAAUCGCGCGCCUCCACCUUUCAAACCCUUCCAAAGAAUCAAGGCUAAAAGAGAGUUCCUGGAGCCAACCUGCAACACUGUGCAGCAAGACCACGAAAGACGCCCCGGGACUCUCAGGCUCCUGUAUCUCUGUAGCUGCAACUGUACAUUAGCGCUCUUAAUUUAAAGCAGACGUUGUGACAUUUACGCUCCUGCAAUUGCACCGAAUCAAAUUCAAGAAAUUGCUCUUUUUCCAAACAGGUUCUACAAGCACUCGCCACCUUCGGAAAAACUAGUCAGUGCCCAGCGAAACUUAUUACAGGUAGUUUUCGCCCCUUGUUUGAGCCAGAAGUCAGCCGCAUUUAAAGGGAUAGUUCACCCAAAAUGAAAAACCUGUUACUUUGCUCUGCUCACCCCAUCAACCCGUAAGACUCCAAACACAGCAUUUCUAAUAAACCUGAGCGGUUUCUGUCUUUCCGUUGACAGCUGGAGUUAACCAAAACUGUAAGUCGUUGUAAAACGAGCUUCCAUGUUUACCAUACUUGAUGUGCUCUGUGUAUAAUAUCACUGUUUAGAUGUAAAUAAAAGUAAAAAAAAAACAAUCAGUUUGUUGGCCAUAUCUCUUCUAAAGAUUAAAAUGCUCGAAAGAUUUAGGACACUUUUUUGGGGGGGAUCUUUUUAAGUUUUGGUCACCUUGACUUUCAAUGUAAGGAAGAAAACCUCUCAGAUUUUGUUAAAAAAUAUCUUCGGUUGUGUUUCAAAAAUUACCCGAAUUCUUACGGGUUUGGAACGAGCGUAUGAUGGCAGAAUUGUCUUUUUUGGGUGAACUGUCCCUUCAAAACGCAGCGGCAGCCAGCGGACAUGUACAACGCGCACGUGUACGCCGUGUUUUCACGACAAGAGCGUCCUCUGCUGGCCUCUCAGUGCUACUGCAUACUACACACUUCAGUGCCCUACACCUCUGUGCAGCGUGUGGAAAGGAAAGCUGACCAUUUCUUGCAGCGUGCUACAUUCUCACAUGACCUCGCUAUAUGUUUAAUUCAGCAAAAUCCAGAUUUCAACUUGGACGAAAAACUUUAGGCUAAAAAAAUCUAGGUUAAUCUGUUGGAAAUGGACAGUGAAGUCGAGCGUGGUGCAUUGUGGGAUACAUCCUUCGGCGUAUACUGCAAAUGCAAAUUUUGAACUGCACCCUGCCAUACUAUUUCUGGCGCACGAAGUAGUAUGAACUCAAAUGAAUCGUCCAGAUAUACUAAAAAAUAUGUCGCUGAAGUAUAGCAUACUGCCAAAUACCGAUUCUGUAUAUACUUAAACAUCAUUUUUAUUUCCUAGAUAAGACUUCUUGAAUUAAACAUACUGAGAUCAAUCAUGUGACAACAUGUAGAAGAAUACAUUUGCACGGUGCAUUAUGUUUGCCGUACUAUUUUAAAACAGGCGGUGUAGUAUGCAGUACGUAGUACACUAGUAUUCUAGUGCAAAGUGGCAUCGUGUUUCUAACUGGACCUCAUUCAUCAAACACAAAAUCAGUCGUAAAAUCGUUCUCGUGUAUUUUGUUGAAUUUGCUUGAUCUGUUUUGCUUUCUUUAAAUUGAGAUCCUAGACAGCUUUAAAGGUUUUUAUUUAAUGUGAGUGGAUUAGAAAAGAAACAGUAGAAUGUCAGUAGAUGUAAAAAGCCAAAAACAGUGUAGUCACAGUGACAGAGAUGAUCUCUGCCAUUAGUAGACCUGUAAGUCACUGUUUGAGUCCUUCACUGUGCCUUAACGCAUAUCAACCAUAUCGACGCACUCUACUGAGCACAGUCCAUCCUCAGCAUCCCUCAUCUUCUGCACACUGACGCACUUUCCUCCAGAGAGCCCAAACACACUUCAAAACACCGCCUGACGGACACAAACAAGGAAGCCUGCGUCUACAAAACCGCAUACCGAGUUCUCAUACUGCAGAUAAUUACGUUUUUGGAGACGUCUUCGUCCACACACCGAGAGCUGACCCGUUUCUGAAGCGUACAGGGAAGAUGAUUUCAGACGCAUCUAGCCUAAGACGAGAAGAUAGAGCAGGUGGAGCUCCUCGUGGGGAAAGGCGCCGUAGUGAGCGCAUCCGCCGUUAGUUUCUCACCACUGCAUGAAAACACGUCACAGCCUGCCAAUGAUCUCCGAUGCCUUAUCGAAAUGUCCGUUUAAUUUCUGCCUCGUCAGAUCCUCACCGAGACGCCCUGCACCGUGUGCGGGGGUUUUAUUCAUGUGUUCAGCUGAAGAAGUGCAAUUGUACGACGACAUCUCUCUCUCUGUUCGCAGCUGCUCCAGCGCUCCACUGCUGUGCGACUCCCGACGUGUCAUUAGGACACUCUCCAGACCCGCUGUCUCACCUUUAAAUUCAUAGUAAGAAAUACAUAUUUAUGUUCGAAGUCA